Messenger RNA from Phragmites australis (common reed), 1636 nucleotides. Its product is annotated as peptidyl-prolyl cis-trans isomerase FKBP42-like. The record is from RefSeq and is a predicted model, not a curated record. The coding region runs from base 244 to 1377 and encodes 377 amino acids. NCBI's taxonomy places the organism in Eukaryota, Viridiplantae, Streptophyta, Magnoliopsida, Poales, Poaceae. The transcript has 7 exons. Gene Ontology annotation, molecular function: peptidyl-prolyl cis-trans isomerase activity; protein binding.
UUGUCCUCCGCUCUGCCGAUGCGGGUUCCUCGUCUCGUCUGUUAAUUAUUUUUUUUACCAGACAGGAUUCAGUUCACCAACUGGAUCCAUGGAUGAAAUCAUGAAACUUCGAACACACCUGCUGUACCGCCGGCAAAUUGACUAGCCGCGAGUCCGAGACAACCUGGCUGCUCGUACCAAGUGACGAUCUUGAAGCUUCCUCGGGCCGUCCGCCUCCUAGGCAGCCAGCGCCCACCAGCAGCGAUGGCUCUUGUCCAGGAAGAUGCGGCGCCUGCAGCCGCCGCCACCGCCACCGCCGCUGCUUCCAAUCCCGACGCUGGCUCUAGUGAUAAUGAGAUAUCAAUGGAAGAAGCUUCUUUUGUGCAUACUGAACCUCCCGAGGAUGGCACUGCCCCACCUGUGGUUACCUCUGAUAUGGAAGUUCUCCAUGAUAGAGUUAAGAAACAAGUCAUCAAAGAAGGCCAUGGCAAAAAACCCUUAAAGUUUGCGACAUGCUUUGUGCACUAUAGAGCAUGGGUUCAAGGAUCAUUGCAUAAAUUCGAGGAUACUUGGCAAGAACAGCAUCCGAUUGAACUAGUACUUGGAAAAGAGAAGAAGGAAAUGGCUGGUUUAGGCAUUGGUGUUGGUAACAUGAGGAGCGGGGAGAGGGCACUGUUGCAUGUGGGUUGGGAACUAGGCUAUGGCAAAGAAGGAAGUUUUUCAUUCCCAAAUGUCCCUCCCAUGGCAGACCUUGUUUAUGAAGUUGUGCUUAUUGGAUUUGAUGAUGUCAAAGAGGGGAAAACCCGAAGUGACAUGACAGUCGAGGAGAGGAUUGCAGCUGCAGACAGAAGAAAGAUUGAAGGUAAUGAAUACUUCAAAGAAAAGAAGCUUGAGGAGGCCAUGCAACAGUAUGAAAUGGCAAUUGCGUACAUGGGAGAUGAUUUCAUGUUUCAAUUGUUUGGGAAAUACAGAGACAUGGCCUUGGCUGUGAAAAAUCCCUGCCAUCUCAACAUGGCUGCAUGCCUGAUCAAACUAAAGAGAUUCGAUGAAGCUAUCGUGCAGUGUAGCAUCGUGUUGUCAGAGGACGAAAAUAACGUGAAAGCAUUGUUCAGACGAGGAAAAGCUAAAUCCGAACUUGGCCAGACAGAAUCAGCAAGGGAGGACUUUCUGAAAGCCAAAAGGUACUCCCCAGAAGACAAGGAGAUCCUUCGGGAGCUUCGGUUGCUCGCUGAACAAGAUAAAGCUCUGUACCAAAAGCAGAAGGAGCUAUACAAAGGUCUCUUCGGGCCCAGGCCUGAAGCGAAACCGAAGAAGGCAAACCGCCUUGUUGUUUUCUGGCAGUGGCUGGUGUCAUUGAUUCGCUAUCUCGUUAGGCUGUUCAAUCGUAAGAAUGAGUAGGAUAGUUUACCUGAAAAAUGUGUAGAAUGGUGCUUGAGUUUCUGUUGACAAGAUGACCACCUUGCCCUUGUGAUGAACUGUCCAUCAUUUGAUCUUGUAAUUGGUGCUGUCGGGGUUGCACUUUUGUGAACCUUGCAGGCAUAAUUCGUACCAACAGAACCUCCCCAGUAACUCCCAACUGAAGUUUUGUGAAUGUUAGUAUGCCUACAGUUUUCACACAUAACAGUAUCUAUCGCUGACGAGCGAGAGUUUCUUGUAA